AUGCCAACGAAGAAGCGCAACUCGGAUCGGGAUCUGUCCCCAAGAAAACGACGGCGACUCUGCUCAGACGGAAACCCUGCCCCUGCCAUGAUCAGCAAACUCGUUGACGAUCUCCUGGUAGAAAUCCUGAUCCGCCUCCCGCACCCUCGAUCCGCCUUCCUGUGCAAAGCCGUCUGCAAGCGGUGGAACUCCCUCAUCUCUGAUCCCAGCAGCAGCUUCACUCGCCGCUUCAUCUCUCACCGCCGGAGCAGUAACCACCCACCACCACCGUCUCUGUUUCUUCCCUCCAACGACCCCCAAGCGAUCCUCUGCUUUCUCCCCGUGCCCGAUGGAGCUCGACCGAACCCGCGAGUUUUCGAUUGCUUCAAGGACUUGAUUUCGUGGAGUCGUCUUAUGGCAUUGCUGCCGAAUUGGACAGAGCGUACUUUGUCUGCAAUCCGUUCACGAAGCAAUGGGUCGCCCUUCCUUUAG
Messenger RNA from Linum tenue, 471 nucleotides. The record is from the annotation of a GenBank genome assembly. NCBI's taxonomy places the organism in Eukaryota, Viridiplantae, Streptophyta, Magnoliopsida, Malpighiales, Linaceae.